Molecule: messenger RNA, 1506 nt
Organism: Arachis duranensis
Lineage: Eukaryota; Viridiplantae; Streptophyta; Magnoliopsida; Fabales; Fabaceae
Exons: 9
Coding region: 265-1173 (302 amino acids)
Biological process (GO): protein folding in endoplasmic reticulum
Cellular component (GO): EMC complex
Molecular function (GO): protein binding
Source: RefSeq, a predicted model, not a curated record
UUUUUUUCCCCUUAAUUGAGUUCAGUUGGCAAGGAGGGUGGCGCAGUGGAAGUGAACGUGGGAAGUGCGAUCCAUCCAAAGUCAAUUUGGACCUUAGAUAGCGUCUCUCUGUGGCGCACACUUCACUCCAACACCAUCACUGCAUCAGAUCCAAACCUCAAACCCUCCCAAGCCGCCGAGAGCAGACACUACUCUUUCUUUUCUUAUUCUGAUUGCGAAUAAAAUCGAUCAGUUGUUCGAUCUGCGUGUGAAUUGGGGCACAAGAUGGUUACGAAAACGGAGGAGAACCAACUGAACCGCCUCGAGAGCCAGGUGGACAACGCCGGAGGUGGAGCAUGGGAGUACCUCUGUCUCGUAAGGAAGCUCAAGCUUCGCCGCUCAGACAAAGUCCUCAACCAUGGCCUCUCCAUCCUGAACAAUCCUUCCAAGCGAUCCGCUCUUGGCCCUGAAGAGUGGACUUUGUAUGAACAGGUUGCUGUUGCGGCUAUGGAUUGCCAAAGUCUUGAUGUUGCUAAGGAUUGUAUAAAGGUUCUCCGGAAGAAAUUCCCAGACAGUAAACGAGUUGGCAGGUUGGAGGCAUUGUUGCUUGAAGCUAAGGGGUCCUGGGAAUUAGCAGAGAAGGCAUACUCAAGCCUACUGGAGGAUAAUCCUCUUGAUCAAACCAUCCAUAAGAGGAGAGUGGCUAUGGCAAAGGCACAAGGCAACAUUCCAGGAGCUAUUGAAUGGCUUAAUAAAUAUCUAGAAAUAUUCAUGGCAGAUCAUGAUGCAUGGAGAGAACUGGCCGAAAUAUAUGUCUCCUUGCAAAUGUAUAAACAAGCAGCUUUUUGCUACGAGGAGUUAAUAUUAUCUCAACCUACUGUGCCACUCUACCACUUAGCCUAUGCCGAUGUACUUUAUACACUUGGUGGAUUAGAGAAUCUCCAAACUGCCAAGAAAUACUAUACAUCCACUAUUGACCUGACUGGAGGCAAGAAUACAAGAGCACUUUUUGGUGUAUGCUUGUGCACGUCGGCUAUCACACAGGUUACAAAAGGGAAGAGCAAGGAAGAGAAAGAAGGAUCACAGGUACAAUCUCUAGCAGCCAAAAUGUUGGAGAAAGAUUACAAGCAGAGAGCUCCCGACAAGCUUCCUCAACUUACAACCGCCUUGAAGAGCUUAACACUGACAUCAUGAUGCAGCAUUUCUUGAAGAUUCUUGUUAUUUAUUUAGCCGAGUUUUUUACAUUGCCUUAGAUUGUUGCCGGUUUGAAUCAACAUCGUUAGAAUUCCCCCGUCUUUUUCUUCUCUACUUUUAGAUGAAAAUUCAUAUAGUUAUGCGUUUUAACUUAAUUAUUAUUUAAGACGUGUAAAGUUUCAGCAGGUCCUGUGGAUCUAAAAUUACCAUUUCAUAGGACUUCACUCAGCCAUAAGGUCGGGUUACCUUUUGUUUUCGACAACCUAGUACUUUAGAUGGCUCAUGGCUGUACAAUUUAAAUUGGAAACUUGUUUGCCUUUCUUUUUUUUGUCA